Peniophora sp. CBMAI 1063 is the source of this 1686-nucleotide messenger RNA. The record is from the annotation of a GenBank genome assembly. Lineage: Eukaryota; Fungi; Basidiomycota; Agaricomycetes; Russulales; Peniophoraceae.
AUGGUGUCAUCUCCAUCGCAAACACUCGUCGGCCUUCCUGACGAUGUCUUGUGCGAAAUGUACAAUGUACUCGCGGAGAUUGAUCCUCCUCGCGCUGCCGGUCGAAACGUUCGGCGCGACAUGAACCACAACACUCUAGGGUGGAUCAAACUCACGCAUGUGAACCGGCGCCUGCGCGGAUUGGGACUCAAUCUCGCCACUCUCUGGGGACGUGUCCUAUGCCUGCUCCCUCGAGGAUGUGAGGAGAUCCUCGAGCGAUCCCAGAACGCGGCCCUCGUGCUGCACCUCGGGCCAGUCAGCUACACGACCCCCGGAGAUUUCUUUGAAAUGCUUCCCAUUUUCGACAUUCUCCCCCGCGCAUAUAGCAUCACGGAUCAGCUGUCGAACGAGCAUCCUCUACCUCGAAGAGAGUGGUGGUUGUCGUCGUCUUUGGACAACUUGCGGCACCUCGAUCUGAACGCCAUGAGCCUACCUAUGCAUACACUAGAAGAUCGGGGUCGCAUCGUUGCUCCCGCUCUAUGUACCUACAGAGCAGCCUUUGUCUUCGUUCCCUUCACAGCUCCUUUGCUUCGCAAUCUCCACCUUUCAUAUACAGCGCUGACGUGGAUACAACUGCUGGACAUCUUUUGCGCCUGUCCCUUGCUAGCAGCGAUCCAUGUCAUAGGGUUGCGAAACGCUGCGCCAUCGACGCGGCCCACCGUUGUAUCCCUUCCACACUUGCAACAUCUUGCCAUGUCUACCCAAGGUCAUCAGGAUAUUCUCAACCUCAUGGACCAUCUCCGAUUCCCAGAAUCUGCCAACUGCUCUUUCGACAUGUGGGAUGAAGACUCCGAUAAUAUGUCAAACUUUAUACGUUCCUGUCUCACUCGACGUCAGCUCGAGUACUCUCCUCGAAACGCCCUGAGUAUCACGACAUGGAGAGAUCCCGCGGCAGUCCCCGAGGAGAGCGGACUUGAAAGCGGGUUCCGUAUCUCUCUCACAGAGGCUUGCAAUGAAGCAUCUUCCCGUUACGGAACAGCACCCACCGACGGCGGACUACGAUUGGAGACUAUACUUGACACGAGCAACGAACUACAGCUCGUCAACGCGCUUACACAUCUGUCGCCCGGCGCCUUGCGGUCAAUUGAUACCGUCGCGUUCUACGCGGGGAUCGUACUUGACCCACCAUAUGACAAUUGGCACGAUCCCCUCGCGACAUCAGUAGAUGCGUUUGCUAGUGUGUGGCGCGCUGCACGCGCACUGCUGAGAGUAGAGACGGUCUACUUUAGCGACAUUGGACAGCGGUCGAUGUCCCUGCUUAUGCCUCACCCUGAAUGGACGGAGUCUACAGAAGGGUCCACGCCGGACGCGUGUAUCGCGUUCCCCGCUCUUCGCUCGAUUGUGGUCAGCAGCAAGUACAGGGCGCCUUCUGAAGUUUGGAGUGUUUUGUUGGAAGUAGUCGAGAGGCGUCGGGAGAUCGGGCGACCUGUUAAGCACGUCGUCCUGGUAGGGAAUGGACCAUGCCACACUGUCGGAAAUCAAGCGGAUGUUGAGACCAGUCACCAUGACGAUCGAGGUCGAGACGAUUGGAAAGCCAUUGUCAAGGAAGACAGGUCGUGGGACGCUUUGCAAUCUGGUGACGUAGAGGUUUUCGACUUGCGCGCAAAGGUCUGCCGCUGCCGUACCUGUAGUCUAUCGCAAUCAUGA